Messenger RNA from Pyricularia grisea, 687 nucleotides. RefSeq lists its product as uncharacterized. The coding region runs from base 1 to 687 and encodes 228 amino acids. Gene Ontology annotation, cellular component: mitochondrial large ribosomal subunit; ribosome. NCBI's taxonomy places the organism in Eukaryota, Fungi, Ascomycota, Sordariomycetes, Magnaporthales, Pyriculariaceae. The transcript has a single exon. The record is from RefSeq and is a predicted model, not a curated record. Gene Ontology annotation, molecular function: structural constituent of ribosome.
AUGAACAACACAUUUCUACGCUCCUUGGGGGGCUUGAGGUCAUCCGUCCCCAGGCUUGCAGCACCUGCUACGUCCACGCUGGCUCCCGCUGCCAGCAGACUCCGAUUACAACACGCAAACUGGUUCAACACGUCGGCACCCGUUGCCGAGCAGCCCUCGCUGGCAAAGGCACAAAGUUCCAACCCAUCAGACGUAUCCAUCAGCGCGCCGUCCUUACCGCCGAACCCACAAACGGAGUCAGCACCCUCCUCCGUCCCAGACCUCCUCCCGCUCCUCGCCGCCCAGCCGAAGCACUACAUAACGGUCCACAUCCAUGGAAAGCCGUACCUCGUGACCCCGGGCGACUCUGUACGCCUGCCCUUCAAGAUGCCCGGCGUUCUUCCCGGCGACACGCUCCGCCUAGACCGCGCUACCACCAUCGGUUCGCGCGACUUCACCUUGCAGGGCAAGCCAUAUGUCAGCACCGAUCUGUUCAGGUGCCGUGCCACCGUCAUUGGCACCGACUCUGAGCCGAUUCGCCUCAAGGUCGUCAAGAAGCGGAGAACUAGACGUGCAAAGACCAUCAAGAGCAAGCACUUCUAUACCACCAUCCGUAUCUCUGAGCUCAAGAUUCUUCUGCCCGAAGAGCCUGCCCCGAAGCCCGCUUCUGCACCUGGGUACAGUGACACUGGCAUUGUCUGGUCUUGA